Aspergillus steynii IBT 23096 is the source of this 1062-nucleotide messenger RNA. RefSeq names its product mitochondrial 37S ribosomal protein bS21m. Bases 149 to 778 code for a protein of 209 amino acids. The transcript has a single exon. The record is from RefSeq and is a predicted model, not a curated record. Gene Ontology annotation, biological process: translation; mitochondrial translational initiation. Lineage: Eukaryota; Fungi; Ascomycota; Eurotiomycetes; Eurotiales; Aspergillaceae. Gene Ontology annotation, molecular function: structural constituent of ribosome. Gene Ontology annotation, cellular component: mitochondrial small ribosomal subunit; ribosome.
CGGAGCUUCUUCAAUCCUCGCCACUUUCCGAUCUCCCACGGCCAGUCAGCUAUCGGAGAGAACUGGACUCGGACAAUCACAGGAAUCACCCACCCAUCUCUCAAAUCCACCAGGGGACCCGGUUCCUGACCAAACCAAAAAAAACACCAUGGAGAUGCGAUCCCUAACCCGCAGCCUCCGCGCGAGGCCGACAUCUCUCUACACCGCGCAGCAGCCCUCGUCCAUCCUCAGGAGCCAAUUUUUCGCCGGCCACCGCUCCCUGCGCUUCUCCUUCUCCGACAAUGCCCCUCCCACCAACGCCCCUCGCGGCCCCCGGGCCAGCCAACCCUCCGACUUCGACCAAAUCCUCGACAAGCUCAACCUCGACAGCCAGGCGCCCAACUCCCAGAGCCCCUACUCCUCCUCCUCCCCCUCCUCCCCCCAGCGGCCCGGCGCCGAUGGCAUCUCCGUCACCAGCGCCGUGGGCGCCGCGAUCUCGCCGACCGGCGCGGGCCCCGACCGCCCCCUGCGCAAGGUCUCGAUGAAGCUGGGGCCCUCGCUGGGUCGUCAGGUGCCCGUGGAGCCCGAGAGGGGGCUGGAUCUGACCGCGUCGCUGCGGAUUCUGCAUAGAGCGUGCCAGCAGAACAGGGUGCGGCAGGACGCGCAGGCGCAGAGGUUCCAUGUUCGUCGGGGUCAGAUGAAGAAGAACAAGCGCAUUGUCCGGUGGAGGCGGUUAUUCAAGUACUCGUUCAACCAUACGGUUGAUCGGAUCAAUCGCAUGCGGGCUCAGGGGUGGUAGAUUGGUUGUCAAUCGGCAGUUGGUUUUUCGUGUCGUUGAUCGAGGGAGUGGGAUUGGGGAUGAAUGAUUGUGUAUAGAUUGGUAUUUACUUUUUUUUUUGGGACGGACACUGAGAUGAAGGGGAAAACUGUAUGAUGGGAUAGAGCAUGCUUGCUUGCGUGUGGAGAAGGAGGGUUGUCUUGUACAAUUAUUAUCUUAUGUUUUGAUUGUUAUACUAACACGGGAGUUAAAUCAUCAUGUUUGGCUAGAUGAGAAAAAAAAUAGCAAAAUCUGAGCAUCUAUCC